Molecule: messenger RNA, 888 nt
Organism: Penicillium subrubescens
Lineage: Eukaryota; Fungi; Ascomycota; Eurotiomycetes; Eurotiales; Aspergillaceae
Exons: 2
Coding region: 1-888 (295 amino acids)
Molecular function (GO): oxidoreductase activity
Source: RefSeq, a predicted model, not a curated record
AUGGCAGUCCACACUCUCCCUCUACAUUCAGCAGCAGCAGCAGUUCAACUCGAUGGCUCAAAUGAAGCACGACAAUUGCCUAACCUGCAAACUCUCGCAUUAAGUCCAAAAGAGGAUAACAUUGAAGUUCGCGAGAAAUAUCGCCCGUUUAUUCUUUCGGAAGAUGCCGCCGAGGAUUGGGUGGAGAGCCUGGAGCUCACCACUGCUCUUAAAAUGGCUGAAAGUAACCUCCUACUCACGAACCAGAGGUUGAAGGUGCUUGUACUUUAUGGCAGUCUUCGGUCAAGGUCAUAUUCUCGACUCGUGGCCUAUGAAGCUUCACGAAUUCUUUUCCGUCUCGGCUGUGACGUGCGCGUCUUUGAUCCUGAAGGUCUCCCGGUCAAGAACGACAGGGAUCAGAACCAUGCCAAAGUUCAGGAGCUCAGAGAGCUCAGUGCGUGGAGUGAUGGACAUCUUUGGGUUUCCCCCGAGCAGCAUGGAAAUUUGACUGCAGUGUUCAAGAACCAAAUUGACUGGAUCCCCCUAAGCACGGGAAGCGUCCGUCCAACUCAAGGCCGCACACUCGCCAUUGCCCAGGUCUGCGGCGGAUCCCAAUCAUUCAAUGCCGUCAACUCAUUGCGUAUCCUCGGCCGAUGGAUGCGCAUGUUUACCAUUCCCAACCAAUCCUCUAUACCACAAGCCUACACUCACUUCCCGGAUGAAGGCCAGCCGGGAGAUCAACGGCUGAAGCCGAGUGGGAACCGGGAUCGUUUGGUGGAUUGCAUGGAGGAGUUUGUCAAAUAUACUAUCCUGAUGCGACCGCAUCUGGAACUCUUUGGUGAUCGUUUCAGCGAAAGGACGGAGAAGAGGAUUAAGGCUGCCAAGGAGCAAGCCAGUGCCACCAUUUAA